ACCAUCUUCUUGCCUCUAGAAAUCCAAAACAAGAUGUUUCUUCUUAGGUGCUUUAAACCCAAGUUCUACAAGAAAAGCAAAUCUACAACCAGCUACAUGAAGAUUCGGCUUGAUAUAGUGAGGAAGAAAAGGAUUGCAAUGGUUAGAAAUUAUAAGACAGAUAUUGUGAACUUCCUCAAUAAUGGCCAAGAUUAUGAAGCUUACAGAAGAGCAGAUCUAUUACUCGAAGAGCUUAGAAUAAUAUCGUGCUACGAUCUCAUCGAGCGAUUCUGCGAUUGUAUUUCUGAAAAUCUCCCCCUGAUGCUGAAGAAAAGGGAAUGUCCUGAAGAAUGCAGAGAAGCUGUUUCCUCUUUGAUAUAUGCAACUGCAUGGGUUCCCGAUGUUCCUGAACUGAAGGAUCUUAGAGCCGUGUUUACUAAAAGAUUUGGAAAUUUUGUUGCUUCAUCUGUAAAUCAUGAGCUCGUUGAGAGAACUGGAUCGCGAAAACUACCUUCACGAGAACUCAAGAUUCUUACAGUGAAAGAUAUUGCGAAUGAGUUUUCGAUUAACUGGGAUCCUACAGCUCUGAAACUGAUGCUACUCAGAGAGACUUCAGCUCUGCAGAUUGAGGGGAAUAUGGAGACAGGAGCUGAUGAUCAGAAGCUUGAGACAGAGAAAAGUAUGAUAGAUGAUCAAAGCGAGGACGAAUCGGUUCUUUCAGAGAGUACUUGGCGAGGAGAAUUAUUGUCCAAAGGCAGUUUUAGUUCUAGCUCAAGCUCGAGUUCGAGUUCUCUAAGAAGAGAAUCUGUGCGGAAGAAGACGAGGAAGAAGAUUUUACCUUACGGUAUAAUAUCUCCUUCAUACAAUGAUGAGAAAGCACAAGAAGAGGAGAAAGAAGAGAAUAGAAAGAGUAUGGAUCAAGAAAACUCGAGGUCGCUUGGUAUACAAGGCAGUAAGAGUCUCACAAGCACAAGCAAUAAGGAAGUUUCCACAACAAGAGAGAACAAGAGAACGUCGUCGUUUGAAAGACCAAAGCUCUUGGAUUAUGAUGAUGUGGUGAGUCGUCUUGCAGCUCUGCGCCGGAGAUAAGAAAGUGUCAAAGUAGUCAUUAUGUAAUUAAGGGUUUCUUAAUUCUCUUCGUAGUUAAAAUUCAUUAGUAUAUUCGUAAUUCAAUAUGUAAUUAUCCUUAUGACUUUGUAAUUAGUCCACUAGUUGAUUAAUCUUUUAA
Capsella rubella is the source of this 1207-nucleotide messenger RNA. RefSeq lists its product as uncharacterized. NCBI's taxonomy places the organism in Eukaryota, Viridiplantae, Streptophyta, Magnoliopsida, Brassicales, Brassicaceae. The coding region runs from base 34 to 1068 and encodes 344 amino acids. Gene Ontology annotation, biological process: protein transport. The record is from RefSeq and is a predicted model, not a curated record. The transcript is spliced from 6 exons.